Olea europaea var. sylvestris is the source of this 727-nucleotide messenger RNA. Its product is annotated as trafficking protein particle complex subunit 2-like protein. The coding region runs from base 67 to 498 and encodes 143 amino acids. The record is from RefSeq and is a predicted model, not a curated record. Gene Ontology annotation, biological process: endoplasmic reticulum to Golgi vesicle-mediated transport. Gene Ontology annotation, cellular component: TRAPP complex; cytoplasm; nucleus. The transcript is spliced from 5 exons. Lineage: Eukaryota; Viridiplantae; Streptophyta; Magnoliopsida; Lamiales; Oleaceae.
UAGCCUCAGUGCUCAACCAUAGUUAAUCAAUCCCACCCCCGUCGUCGUCUCCGUUUGCACGAGAAGAUGAUCGUCUGCAUCGCAGUCGUUGGCCACCAGAACAAUCCUUUGUACCUACAGAGCUUUACGGAGUCGGAUGAUGCGCUUAAGCUUCAUCACAUUGUCCACUGCUCUCUUGACGUGGUUGACGAGAGAGUGAACAAUCCAAAAAAGUCUGCCCCGACACUCAGUGAAACAUUUCUUGGUUUGCUCUAUCCAACAGAAAACUACAAAGUGUAUGGUUAUUUGACUAACACCAAGGUGAAGUUCAUAAUGGUGACAACAGAUCUGGACGUCCGAGAUGCAGAUGUGAGAAAUUUUUUCAGGCGGUUCCAUGCUGCUUACGUCGAUGCAGUUUCAAAUCCAUUUCAUGUUCCAGGCAAGAAAAUAACUUCCCGAACUUUUGCUGAAAGAGUCAGCACAAUUGUCAAGUCCUUCGGAUUGAAUUCAGCUGGCUGAAUACUGAAACAUUGUUGCUUAUACACUGUUUGAAGAUUUUCAUUUUGCUUCCUUCCCUUGUAACCUGUGUACCUAUAGUAGUAACUGGAUUUUAGAGCUACUGUAGCUCAUCUGUUGAAUCUCAUUGAAUGGACAUCUGACUUCACGCGAUGAAAAGAGUUCGUAGAAUUUACCAUGUUUUGAAAUGAAAAAUGAUAUCAUAUCCCUGGUAAAGACCAUUCAAUUUCUU